This is a messenger RNA of Trypanosoma cruzi, 2586 nucleotides long. RefSeq lists its product as uncharacterized. The coding region runs from base 1 to 2586 and encodes 861 amino acids. Gene Ontology annotation, molecular function: rRNA binding; U3 snoRNA binding. The transcript has a single exon. NCBI's taxonomy places the organism in Eukaryota, Euglenozoa, Kinetoplastea, Trypanosomatida, Trypanosomatidae. Gene Ontology annotation, biological process: maturation of SSU-rRNA from tricistronic rRNA transcript (SSU-rRNA, 5.8S rRNA, LSU-rRNA). Gene Ontology annotation, cellular component: nucleolus; small-subunit processome. The record is from RefSeq and is a predicted model, not a curated record.
AUGGGCAAAGCGGGCGGCUUCUUUAAGAGACUGAAAGCCAAACAGAAGCGCAGCGCCUCAAGAAGGCGUCGCGGCACGAAAGGCGCCUCAAAAGAGGAGAGAAGAGUCAAACACAACGAACGUGUUGACUAUUAUGCCGCCAAACGGGAGGCGGAGGCGCUCGCAGCCAUCAGCAGCAGCAGCAGUGAUGACGACAAUGACGCGGUCUUGAGUGACUCAGAGAUGGAGGCGCGCAGACAGGAGCACGCAUUACUGCGACUAAGACGCCUAAUCGGUGUUGCUGGCGGCUCGAAACGCAGUCGCAUGGAUGAUAGCACAAACAAGGCGAAUGGUACCGGCCAUAACAGUCGCAAGCAUCAGGACGACAAGUGCACAGACGCAACGGAGAUGACAGAGCAGCUGAGCGAGGAUGAUGAUUGGAAGGCGUAUCUUUCGGAGGAGGAUGAGGAGGAACAAGAAGAAGAAGAGGAUGAGAAGGAUGGUGACGAGGAAAUGUCGCUGGAUGAAAUGCCUGGUGAUGAUGGCGAUGACGAUGAAUAUGAGCCGGAGGAAGAGGAAGAAGAAGAAGAGGAGGGGGAGGAUGCUGAGAAGGAGGACGAGUACGAGGACGAUGAGAGUGUUAUAGAAUACAGCGAUGAUGAUGAUGAUGUCGAGAAGGAAGGGGGAAAACAACGGCAGCAGCGGAUGGAAGAAGCGGUGCAGCUCCUGCCGCAAUUCCGUCCCGGCACGACGGGCGUGACGGCCCUGCGGCAUGUCGUGACCGCCAACGACCCGUGGUUUGUGAAGUACCACCAGGACAAGCACGGCGGUAUCGACAAGACGCCCAUGCAGUCGCAAGAGGAGCACUGGCGUCAACAGCAGGCGGCAGGUGACGGAAAAAUGGAGGAUGUUAUUCGUGUCGCCAACAUCGCUGUGGCCGCCUCUGCCCAUGCCGUGCGUCAUUUUCUUCACCCGCCGUUUGUUUUUGGCAAAAAACAGCAGCAGAAGCCGCCGUAUAUGCAUGGGACGCUGUGGGCAAAGUGGCUGGAGUACUGCGCCGCGGAGUCUAGGGAUCCGAUGACGGUGGAGGAGCGUGGUUUGCUGGAUCUGCUGCAGGGGUACCCGGAUGUCAUGGACUGCUGUCGUUCGUGGGAAAAUGCGGAUGCACGGCGUGAGAUCUUCAUUCUUCACGCACUCAACCACUGGUUUAAGGCACGGUCUGUGGUGUUAGCGCAUGAUGCCCUUCUGCAAGAGCGUAGGAAGAAUAAAAAAGGGAGGCGGAAGAAGCGGAAGGUUCAGAGCAGCAAGAAACAUCGAGGGGAAAAGGAAAAAGAGGAGGGAGAUGACGAUGCUGAUGUCGAUCAAGACGAAGAGGAAUAUGAAUUUCGUGAUCGUGGGUUUGGCAAAACGAGGGUUCUUAUCAUGCUGCCCAUGCGUAACAUUGCCCAUCGCUACGUGACAACGCUCGUGAAGCUGCUGCGUGCGACGCCUGAUGAAUGUGCAAAGUUGUCCACAUUCAACGAAGACUUCACGGAGCUGGCGGAGACGGUGGAUCCCACCUUCAAACGCCGUCCACGGGAUUAUCGGCGGCAGUUUGCUGGGAACAUUGAUGACUCGUUUUGUGUCGGUGUCCGGUUAGAGCCGAGCCGUGUGCGGGUCUACGCCCAUCCACUGAACAGCGAUCUCAUCAUCUGCUCGCCGCUCGGCCUUCGGCGUCGCCUGGAGCGCAGCGGUGAUGUGUUGGUGUCGCUUGCCUCCAUUGAAGUGUGCAUCGUGGAUGAGGCACAUGUGUUGCUUAUGCAGAACUGGCAGCACAUGACAGAGGUGCUGCGGCUACUCAACAAGCGGCCGAAAGACACAACACACGGACUGUCCGAUCUGCGCCGUGUGUACGCAUGGGCGCUUGCGGGGCACAGUGGCCGCCAUCGCCAGACAAUUAUGUCUACAAACUUGACGAACGCAACCCUCCUUGCGACCUUUCGCUCGUGUGUGAACAACUCCGGUCGUGUGUUGUUACAGCACCGCGAGGAGGCCGGGGUGUUGGCACAAGUGAUGGUGCCUGUGCGGCAGCACUUUCUGCGCUUCGAUCCGGGAACCUCGCUGGAGAAGUGCGACGACGCCCGCUUUGACUUCUUCACACGUGAAGUGUACGCGAAGAAAAUCAGCCCACUUGUGGAGCGGGAUGUACGCACGAUUAUUUUUGUGCCUUCCUACUUUGACUUUGUGCGGCUGCGUAAUUACAUGAUCCGAGAGCACCGUGACUCCUUCGCCGCCAUAUGUGAGUACACGUCACUGCAGCACCAGCGCAAGGCAUUGGGGCAAUUUACGGAUCUCGAGCGGCCGCUGCUGCUUGUGACGGAGCGCUUCUACUUCUUUAAGCGCUACUUUGUGAAACUGGCGGAGGUGAUGGUGUUCUACAGCCCGCCCCUCUUCCCGGCAUUCUACACAUCCCUCGUCGGCCGCCUUGUCGCCACAUCGCCAAACGCAUUUGCGCUGACGCUGUUCUGUCGGUUUGACACGCACGAACUUCACAGGAUCAUUGGCACUCGACGGACGCGGCAGCUGCUCGAGCGGGAGGCAGACGCCUUUUCUUUUGUGACGAAUUAA